AUGUGCCAUGCGCCGUCGUUUUUCCGGAUGAACGCGACGAAGAUCGCAUCCCGAGGCCGGCGUCCGGAUGACGCCGCGCUGGCCGCGACCCUGCUGGUCGCACGCGCCACGUCGCGUCCUGCUGACACCGCCGCCGCAGCCGUCCCGCUGGCCGGCUCGUCGUCGAGCCCCGAUGGCCGGCCUGGCCGCCGCCCCCGCAGCGUGCUGCCGCCCGCCCCGCUGGCCGGCCUGGUCGCCGCCCCCGUAGCGUGCUGCCGCCCGCCCCGCUGGCCGGCCUGGCAGCCGCCGCCGCCGCGAGCCGUGGCCGCACCACGCGCUGGCCGCGCCAGCCGCGCCGCGUCGUGGCCGUUGGCCGUGCGGGCCGCAUCGUUGCCGCUGGCCGCGCGGGCCGCGCCGUGGCUGCGCGCCUCGUUGGCCGCGCCGCUGGCUGCGCCGCCCCGCGCCGUGGCUGCACUGGCCGGCUCUGGUUGCCACUCCGGCAAGCCGCGCGCGCCUGUCCGUCCCCGGCCGCGCCCGCAUGCGCGCCGCCGCCGCGCGAGCCCCCCAGGAGCCCCCCCGGCCCGCGCGCGACUACGGACAUGA
This is a messenger RNA of Aegilops tauschii subsp. strangulata, 582 nucleotides long. The record is from RefSeq and is a predicted model, not a curated record. NCBI's taxonomy places the organism in Eukaryota, Viridiplantae, Streptophyta, Magnoliopsida, Poales, Poaceae.